Etheostoma cragini (Arkansas darter) is the source of this 2778-nucleotide messenger RNA. It is a transcript of the gene ptdss1b, whose product is annotated as phosphatidylserine synthase 1b. The record is from RefSeq and is a predicted model, not a curated record. Gene Ontology annotation, molecular function: L-serine-phosphatidylethanolamine phosphatidyltransferase activity. Lineage: Eukaryota; Metazoa; Chordata; Actinopteri; Perciformes; Percidae. Gene Ontology annotation, biological process: phosphatidylserine biosynthetic process. Bases 111 to 1514 code for a protein of 467 amino acids. The transcript is spliced from 13 exons.
UGAGUCCGUCUUCAGCAUUCCUAAGGGGCACUCCGCACACCUCGCUGCUUCUACAACUUCUAGUUUUAGCCGUCAAAAUUAAUACAAGUAAAGAGGACCUCAACAGCGACAUGGCAGCCGCCGGUGCCCCACGAACACCUCGGAAGGAUGAAGUCAACUGUAACUUAUAUUUCCGAAUGAUAAACGAGCAACAAGUGGACGAAAUCUGCCUUGAUUUCUUCUAUAAGCCACACACUAUCACUCUCCUGACAGUCACUGUACUCAGCCUCAUGUACUUUGCGUUUACAAGGGAUGAUGAGCACUUUGACAACAACCUCCGAGUUGGUCUAUUUGUGGUUGUCUCCUUCUUCCUGGUUAUCAGUGUCCUGGCCUUUCCUAAUGGACCUUUUACCAGGCCACACCCUGCGAUAUGGCGAAUAGUGUUUGGCCUCAGUGUGCUGUACUUCCUGUUUCUUGUCUUCCUCAUCUUCCUUAACUGGGACCAAAUAAAGAUACUGAUGUACUGGCUGGACCCAAAUCUGCGCUAUGCCAAACGGGAAGCCGAUAUCAUGGAAUACGCCGUGAACUGCACAGUGAUAACACAGGAGCGGAUCCUGAGCCACUUCGACAUCUUUGCAUUCGGCCACUUUGCAGGCUGGGCCAUGAAGGCUCUGCUAAUCCGCAGCUACGGCCUCUGUUGGACCAUCAGCAUUACCUGGGAGCUCACUGAGCUGUUCUUCAUGCACCUGCUGCCAAACUUUGCAGAGUGCUGGUGGGAUCAGGUGAUACUGGACAUACUGUUGUGUAAUGGAGGAGGCAUCUGGCUAGGUAUGACCGCCUGCCAGUUUCUGGAGAUGAGGACGUACCGCUGGGCUAGCAUCAAGGAAAUCCACACCACCACAGGGAAGAUAAAACGAGCCGUGCUCCAGUUUACCCCAGCCAGCUGGACUUAUGUGCGCUGGUUUGACCCAAAGUCCUCCUUCCAGAGGCUAGCAGGCAUCUAUCUGUUUAUGAUCCUAUGGCAGCUGACAGAGUUAAACACAUUCUUCCUCAAGCACAUAUUCGUCUUCCAGGUGUCUCACCCUCUCAGCUGGUGUCGCAUUCUCGUCGUUGGAGCCAUCACUGCGCCCACCGUACGACAAUAUUAUGCAUACCUGACAGACACUCGGUGUAAACGAGUUGGUACACAGUGCUGGGUGUUUGGGGCUAUCGCUUUCCUUGAGGCUCUUGUUUGUAUGAAAUUCGGUCACGACUUGUUUUCAAAGACACAAAUUCGCUCUGUGCUCCUUUGGCUGCUGUGUCUGGCACUCAUCACACUUCUAUGUUUAUAUGGGAUGAUGUGGUAUGAGCAACAUAAAAUGAAGAAAAUUCCUCCACAAAAUGAGGACUGCGUUGACAGCCGUGUUGUCGACUCGCGUGGUUUUGUCCCAGAUGGCGUUGCAGCUCAUUCAUUGAAAAGUUUACAACCUUCAAGACGUAAGAGAGCUUCUGGGAAGAACAGAUUUAUGAAUGGCAAUGGAGGAAAGCAACAAUAAACUGCAGUAACACUGAGUAUUCACAUCUUCUGUAAAAGGUUGAAGGAUACAUUAAUAGAAAUAAUACAUUUUAUUUCUAUGGCACCACCAAUGCACUGAAAUGUACUGAAAAAUUGUUGUAAAUGUUGCAUCAAGGGUGUCCCAGUUGAAACACACCAAUGAGCUGAAUGCUCAAUAGACCUGCCAACUGUGGGUGUUGAUUUUCUAGUACUGUGACAGUAUAGUAGAAGAUCUUUAAUACUGUUUGACAAGGAUAAAAUUGGUCUUGUUUUUAAUGUCAGAUAUUUUAAACAGACCUAAAUAACAAAGUUACAUGCACUGGAUUUUGAAAAAGAAGAUGGCCUUACUUGGAUCAAAAACUCUUGAAUGCUAGCUUGAGCAUUGUCCUACACCCAACCUUGAAUUACUAAAUAUUGUUUGAACACUUUGCACUGUGGGACAUGUUUAGUAUGUCCCAUCAGGGGUGUCCCAGACUAAUCCAGAACACAUUGAUUAUGCAUAUGCUACACUUAGACUUGUUUGCACUUUACCUUUACUAUUUUACCUACCUGACUGUUGUGUUUUUGUUUUUUUUAAUAUUAGGGUGUACUAAAUGGAUUAACUUUGUUAAAAAGAUCACAUUUAUUGUUGUGUAUGGCAUUUUGUAAGUAAUUUGAAUUGGUAAUGAAUAUUUGUCAACUUUGUUGAUUUAAUAUUUUUGUGUUUAUACAAUUGCCAAAAGUGACCACAUUUUACACAUAUCUAUAAUAUAGUAAAUUACUGGUUUAGUCUAAGCUUUUCUUCAACCAAAAUGGCAUCAUCAGGAAAGAUGUUCUAGUCUACUUCAAAUGAGAGGAACAACCAAAUGUUACUGAACCAACUAUAGCCUUUAUAUUUUACCUUUUUUAUCAUGAAUUUGAUUAUUGAAACUGUUGAGAUAUUUGCAACAUUUAUGUUUGUAAUUAGAAGGAGAAGUGUGUGCUAGGUGGUGUGGGACAGAGAAUACUGUGACAUUGGAUAUAAUAGCACUGGUGGGGACAUUACAUUAGCAGGGGAUAAUCACUGGUGUGAAAUUAUCAUUUUCAAAGGCAGUCUUUUUGCUUUUUUUUUAAUGAUACAAAUGAAUGAAAUGUGACUGGUCCAUAUAAGCUAUUCUUAACAUUGUUAAAUGGUGCAUUAUAAUUCCUAUUUGGUGUUAGAAUGUGUUUUAAAACUUCCAAGUAAGUUAAUGUCUACUUAUUGAAUUUGUAUUGAUGUUGUUUGAAUUCAGUUUUUUUUAGCAUUA